AUGGAAGGCUCUUUGAAGAAGUGGACUAAUUACGUCUAUGGCUGGAGAAAACGCUUUUUCAGUAUCCAAAACGGUGUUUUAAAAUACUACAAGAAAAAAGGAGGCAAACUUAAAGGAAAUAUCGUCCUAACCAACUCUCAAAUCCAAUCCCACACUAACCCAAAGAGAUUUAUAAUAGCAUCUGGUGUUACAGAAAUCCAUCUCAAAGCAGAAAAUCCUAUUGAAGCUCAGAAGUGGAUGACCGCGCUGAGAUCCCAACAAAGUUUUAUUAGGUCUAUGUCUCUGAGUGAUGCCAGACCGACAAGGCUUCCUGAUAUAGAAAUUCCUGCUCCAUCAGGAGGGAAAACAAUAGCGAUAAAAGUUGGAGAACUUUGAGGAAUUCAUGCACAAAUACAAGAAGCAGUGGAUAUGAUACCGAUGGCUGAGAGAACGAGGAUAUUGCAAUUUCCUGUGGAUGGCGCUGUUUUGGCCUUGAUUUUCCCACUGGAAAAAUUUUUUGGUUCGACCAGUACCAUAUGGCUUUGGUCAAACCAAAAAAUUUUCCCAGUGGGAAAAUCUAGGCCAACAUAGCGCCAUCCAUGGGUAAACACUAUACCAGGACUUCAGCGGGUAAUUUUUCUGACCCAAGCUAUAAAAAAGGUUUCAGCAGAAAUUUUGGAUGCAAUUGAUAUGGAAGAAAGUAAAAGAAAUACUGUUAUAAAUGGAUCGAAGUCGGUAGAGAUAGCACCGAUUCAGGAAAAGUUACAAAGUUUUGCGAAUCAAAUGGAUGAGUCAGCAUUAGUUGUAGAACAACUAGAAAAAGAAAUUGAAUUUACUGAAGUAAAAGACCAAAUUGCUGACUUCCAGUCUAUAUAUUUAUAUAAAAUUGUGUUAAUAUCUAUUAUUAAUUUAGAUCAUUUUUUUCUAAUUUUGAGCCUAGAAAAAUAUAUUUAAUUUUUAGAGAAAGGAGUGAAGAAAUUGUAGUAAAAAUCGAACAAGAAGAAAAUGUAUUGAAAAUUCCACACAGAAAGUGCUUGCCUGUGCUUCGGAAUCCUAAUCAAAAAUUCAGUAUCUGAAAAGUUAUCCAGGAUUCUAUAGGAAAAGAAUUAAGCAAAAUUACAGUUCCUGUUUAUUUUAAUGAGCCCUUAAGCUUUUUACAGAGAUUUUGUCAAGACUUGACAUAUUCUGAUGUAAUAGUCAGAGCUGCUGAAGAGUCUGAUCCUUUAUUAAGGCUUGCAUUGGUAGCUUGUUUUGCAGCAAGUGGCUACGCAGGCAGUGAAAAUCGCUUAAUGAAGCCUUUUAACCCUCUAUUAGGCGAAACUUUUGAGCUUGAAACCAACGGCUUUAGAGUAAUCUCUGAACAAGUAAGCCACCAUCCUCCAGUCUCCGCAAUCCAUUGUGACCAUCCUGUAUUUGCAUUUUGGGGUAAUACUGAAGUAAAAACCAGUUUUAAAGGGACCUAUCUGCAAGUAAACCCCACUGGAACAUUCCAUCUUGUAAUAUACCAUUCAAAUAAAAUUAUAAAAAAAAUCAAUAAAUUUCAAAAAAAUCCUUAUUCUCUAUAUUUCCAUAUAAAGCCUUACAAUGACCAUUUUAUUUACCACAAAAUCAAAACCAACGUCCACAAUAUCAUUAUGGGAAAAAUUUAUAUAGAAAACCAUGGAGACUUAGAAAUGUCUAAUUAUACCACAGGUGACCGUGCCACACUUAAUUUUGUAAAAAAAAAAAGCUGGUUUGAAAAAACCACCCAUGAAGUAACUGGGUCUGUUUUCGACACUGACGGAAAUGCGGUAUAUUCAAUAGAAGGGACUUGAACACAAGGACUAAAAAUCAAGCAUAUAGCUACAGAAAGAGUUAUCAUUGGGUAUGAAGUCUACCCAAGCCCUCCUGACUAUGAACAGAGCUAUUUUUUUACAGAUUUUGCGUUACAGCUUAAUAUUCCGCCUGAAUAUUUCCCUGGGCUGACCCCUACAGAUGCAAGAUUUAGACCUGACCAGCGAGCAUUGGAAAAUGGAGACUUAAAAUUGGGUGCUGAAGAAAAGGUCAGGCUAGAAGAAAAACAAAGAGAAGCCAGGAGAAAAAGAGAGGAAGAAGGGAUUGAGUAUAAGCCUGCAUGAUUUUAUAAUGAAAAUGACGAGUGGAUUUAUAAUGGGGAGUAUUGGAAUAGAAGAAAACUCCAACAAUUUGAAGGGUUACCAGAUAUAUUUUAA
Messenger RNA from Blepharisma stoltei, 2189 nucleotides. Lineage: Eukaryota; Ciliophora; Heterotrichea; Heterotrichida; Blepharismidae. The record is from the annotation of a GenBank genome assembly.